ACAAGAAGAGGCGGGAAACUUGUGGCUAUUAUACCGGGGGAGAACGGGAAGGGGCAGGAGGGGGCAGCCUCAGACUGCUGCGCGUUAUACUGGGCACAGGAGACCACUCCAGAAAAGAAGCGGCUAGGACAGAAGGGGGGCGUGAUUGGCCCGAAAAGAAGGCGUGGCCUAAGAGUAAGGUUUCUAUGUAAAUACGGGCGUGGCUACAGAAGGUUCGCCGGGGGAAAGAGGCGUGGCUAUGUAAGGCAGGGCUGGGAAUCGCGGGAUUCAUACUAAUUAGAGGCGUGGUUAUCCCAGGGAUCCAGGCGUGGUUAGAGGCGUGGCUGUCAGAACUGUGGUACCAAUUUGGAGGCGUGGCCUGGCUUGUAGGUUUCGCUUGUUAUUUGUAGAUAUGGGCGAGGCUAACUGGGAAGGGGCGUGGUUCUAUUGGAAUGUUGGCCUGGGAUAAUAUGCCAAUGAGGGGCGCGGCCAGAGCGGGAUGGAGGCGUGGCUGUGUCCAGGGCUGAACUUGGUAGAGAGGAGUGGUGACACUGGGAGGUGCACCCAGCAGCCACUGCCCUACUGUGGGGAUCACGGACUCAUGGAGCUGCGGCUGCUACCGCUGGGGAUGCGUCCCGGGCACGUUUACUAGCUGCUGUCAUCUGAGCGGCCGCCGUGUGUGUAUGUGGCGCUGGAGUUCCUGCCUUUGUUGUCAGCGCAGUGUGCCCGGUGCACUCUCCUGUGCAUGGUGGAUCGGCUUUUGUUGCGGAGCUGGGCUGAGUGUGAGUGGCUGUGUGUAGUUGGGCACCACAGUGCGGAUAGAGGUGUGUGCCCCCCUCCUGUGAGCUCCCCCUCUGGUCACUCCUCUUCAUCAUCAUCAUCAUCAUCAUCAUCAUCAUGCCGGAUUUAAUCAGUGUGUCGGAAUUAAUAUCUGAGACCAAUGAGGAUUACAAGUCUCCCACCGCUUCUAACUUCACCACCAGGCUGACCCAGUGCAGGAACACAGUGGCAGCCAUUGAGGAGGCCCUGGAUGUCGACCGCACGAUUCUCUACAAGAUGAAGAAGUCCGUAAAAGCCAUUAACACGUCUGGGCUGGCCCACGUAGAGAAUGAAGAGCAGUAUACCCAAGCACUGGAAAAAUUUGGAAGUAGCUGUGUCUGUAGAGAUGACCCAGAUUUAGGAACUGCCUUCCUAAAAUUCUCCGUCUUCACCAAGGAACUCACUGCACUUUUUAAGAAUCUGGUUCAGAAUAUGAACAACAUUAUAACAUUCCCACUGGAUAGUUUACUGAAAGGAGAUUUAAAAGGAGUUAAAGGGGACUUGAAGAAGCCUUUCGAUAAAGCCUGGAAAGACUAUGAAACGAAAGUAACUAAAAUAGAAAAAGAAAAGAAGGAACAUGCAAGGUUACACGGGAUGAUUCGUACAGAGAUCAGCGGUGCUGAAAUAGCGGAGGAGAUGGAAAAAGAGCGAAGAUUCUUUCAGCUGCAGAUGUGUGAGUACCUGCUGAAAGUCAAUGAAAUCAAGAUCAAGAAAGGAGUGGACCUGCUGCAGAAUUUAAUAAAGUACUUCCAUGCCCAGUGCAACUUUUUCCAAGAUGGCCUGAAAGCUGUCGAAAGCCUCAAGCCUUCCAUUGAGAAGCUGUCUACAGAUCUGCACACGAUGAAACAAGUGCAGGAUGAAGAAAGAAAACAACUGAGCCAGCUGAAAGACAUCUUGAAGACUGCGCUGCAAGUGGAGCAGAAGGAGGAUUCCCAGUUCCGCCAGAGCACUGCAUACAGUCUGCACCAGCCUCAAGGAAACAAGGAGCAUGGCACUGAGAGGAACGGCUACCUCUACAAGAAGAGUGACGGAAUAAGGAAGGUUUGGCAGAAGAGGAAAUGCUCUGUCCGAAAUGGUUUUCUCACAAUAGCCCAUGGCACAGCCAACUUACCUCCUGCAAAACUGAACCUACUGACCUGUCAAGUGAAAACGAACACAGAGGAGAAGAAAUCUUUUGACCUCAUCUCUCAUGAUCGGACAUAUCAUUUUCAAGCUGAAGAUGAACAAGAGUGCCAAAUUUGGAUGUCUGUGCUCCAGAACAGCAAAGAAGAAGCCUUAAACAAUGCAUUCAAAGGAGACCACUGCACUGGGGAGAACAACAUCGUACAGGAGCUGACCAAGGAGAUUAUAUCUGACAUCCAGAAAAUGCCUGGAAAUGAUAUCUGCUGUGACUGCGGAGCGUCAGAUCCUACUUGGCUUUCUACAAACCUUGGUAUACUGACGUGUAUUGAGUGCUCAGGGAUUCACCGGGAGUUGGGGGUACAUUACUCCAGAAUACAGUCACUCACACUGGACGUCCUGGGAACAUCCGAACUGUUGCUUGCAAAAAAUAUAGGAAAUACCACAUUUAAUGAGAUAAUGGAAGCCUGCCUGCCUGCUGAUGAUACUGUGAAGCCUGCGGCCAGCAGUGACAUGAAUGCCAGGAAAGAUUACAUUACGGCAAAGUAUAUUGAAAAAAGGUAUGCAAGGAAGAAGUACGUAGACAACGCAUCUAAAAUGCACUGCCUAUGUGAUGCCGUCAAGACCAGGGACAUAUAUGCACUGGUACAACUGCACGCAGAUGGAAUAGACCUUACGGAAACCAUUCCAUUAGCAAACGGGCAUGAACAAGGAGAAACCGCGCUGCAUCUUGCUGUCAGAUCAGUCGACCGCACCUCACUGCACAUAGUUGAUUUCCUGGUGCAAAAUAGUGGUAAUCUGGACAAACAGACUGUGAAAGGCAGCACCGCACUUCACUACUGCUGCUUGACCGACAACGCCGAGUGCCUUAAACUACUGCUGAGAGGGAAGGCCUCCAUAGAGAUAGCCAAUGAAGCUGGAGAAACUCCUCUGGACAUAGCGAAGAGACUAAAACACACACAGUGCGAGGAUCUGUUGAUUCAGGCUUUAUCUGGACGCUUCAAUUCUCAUGUCCAUGUGGAAUAUGAAUGGAGGCUGCAUCAUGCGGACCUGGAUGAAAGCGACGAUGAUGUGGAUGAUAAAAUUCAGCAGCCAAGUCCCAACCGCCGGGAGGAUAGACCGCUCAGUUUUUACCCACCUGGACCAAAUUCAAUGCAGCCCAGUGUCGCCUCACUUGCCAGAGAUGCAGCAAACAUUGCCAAGGACAAACAGAGAAGCUUCCUGCCAAAUAUCAUCCAGAAUGAAACGUACGGUGCGGUCCUCAAUAACAACAGCUCCCCUGGCAGCACCGCUGGUACGGCUCCCGCUCCUCCUUUACCCCCAAGGAACGUUGCAAAAGUACAGUCGACCAUUUUUGGCGGUAGUAUACACAACACCCCUUCAAAUACCCCAGCGUGGAAAACUCAUGCACUGGGACACGAGAGUGGCAGCAGACAGAGGUCGUCAUCUGACCCGCCAGCUAUUCAUCCCCCCGUGCCACCAAUGCGUGUCACCUCUACCGCCACAAACCCCCCUCCACCCCCUGUGGCAAAAACCCCCAGUGUUAUAGAAGCCUUGAGCCAGCACUCCAAACCGAUCCAGCCACCGCCAAUACCUCAGAACAAACCUGCACCCCCUCCAGUCCCGCCACAGCCUCCCAAUAGGUUGCAGCAAAAAAAGUUGGUUCCGGGGGCCGAGAAACCGGCUCCACCCGCUAAGAUCCCGUCUGCAGCCGCAACAUCCUUGUCGAUUCCUGCUGCAGGAGAUGCAUUACCUGAUGCGCCUUCUCAUCCUGGACCUAAGCCUGGUACCACAGUGCCUGUACAGCCGCCUGCUCCAAUGCCACGCAAAUCACAACUGGUGAAGUUGAAGCCGAAGAGGGUGAAAGCAAUAUAUAACUGCUCAGCUGACAACCCGGAUGAGCUGACGUUUACAGAGGGAGAGAUCAUUGUGGUGGACGGAGAAGAGGACCAUGAGUGGUGGAUUGGACAUGUAGAAGGUGAGCCGUCCCGGAGAGGAGCCUUCCCCGUGUCUUUCGUGCACUUCUUUGCUGACUAAGCAAUCCCGUCGAGCGGUGUAUCUGUGCCCAGCCCAAGGCCUUCCCGGAGGAGCCAGCGCCAGGCAUAUACCGUGACACCAGAGCCCUGUGACCAGCGUCCACCCGCUAACACUCCUAUGCACUGACUUACGCUGGGACUCUCCCAUCCAAUGUAUAUAUAUAUUUUGUUCCUUUUAAGGGAAAUAUGUUGCCAAUCGGAUGUAGAUAUUCCUGUUAAACACUAGAGAUUUCUUGCAGUCUUCUCCUUCUUGUAAUCUGUAUCUUUUGUACCAUCUUAGCUUUAUAUGACCAGUGGUUUAUAAAAGCUGUCUGUACCCCUAGAUCUUCUCCUUGUUACAGAGGAAGCCGAAUUACAUUGCAGGGCAAUGCACUCCAGACUCACCUGCAGCUAAAUGGUUAUUGACUCAUAGGAAUCCAUGUUGUUUUUCUACAUACUGUAAUAACUACUUUUUUAUGGAACUAAUCGUUUAGCUCUGUGUGAUUUGCUAAUAAAUAACCAGACCAAUCCAAUAAAUCUCUAUACUGCCUACCUGAAA
Hyla sarda is the source of this 4491-nucleotide messenger RNA. It is a transcript of the gene ASAP2, whose product is annotated as ArfGAP with SH3 domain, ankyrin repeat and PH domain 2. The transcript has 28 exons. Gene Ontology annotation, molecular function: GTPase activator activity; protein binding. The record is from RefSeq and is a predicted model, not a curated record. NCBI's taxonomy places the organism in Eukaryota, Metazoa, Chordata, Amphibia, Anura, Hylidae. Bases 877 to 3954 code for a protein of 1025 amino acids. Gene Ontology annotation, cellular component: cytoplasm. Gene Ontology annotation, biological process: positive regulation of GTPase activity.